GUUUUGUUCAUAAAGAGUUGAUGGAGCAUUUGUUUUGUCUUGGAUUGUGUGAAGCCAUUCACCAGUCUAGAUGAUCCUCAAUUUGAGUUUUGGGGACAAAACUCAUUUUUAGGAGGGGUGGAUGUAAUACCCCAAAAUUUUGUGAUAUUUUAGCAUUAAGUUAAGGAUUAAAUUGUGGAAAAAUAUUGUUUUGGGCUUAAUAGCCAAAAUGUCCAAACUUGAGGGACUUAAAAGAGGAUAAAUUUGGAUAAGGAUGGCUUUUCUUUUUUUUCUUUCUUCUUCAGCCCGAUUCUGCUCUUCUUUCUUCCCCUGCACCGAGCAAAACAAAAAAAAAAACCAAGCAAGCCCGACAGCCCUCCCUUGAAGAAACCGAUAAGAAGCUUGGUUUUUGCCUUCUUUUCUUGUCCAAGAGCAAGAUUUAGGAGCUUAGAAACCUUCUCCCCCUCUGCAGAAUUCCGGAUCUGCUCUGCUCCUUCCUUCCUCACCGCCGGCUGCUCUUGAUUGUGGGUGAUUUCUGGGCAUUUUUUCGAUCCCUCUAAAUUCCCCUGCACUGCCGCUGGCUUCUCCCCCCUGUUAGGUCCGGUUUGCAGCUGGAAAAUCUGGUAUGUUGACAGCUCCAAGCUUGAAAUUUUAUCAGUUAUUUGCUGCCCUGUGUGUGUCCGAAAAUCUGUUGAAAAAUAGGGGAGAAAUUUGACAGUAAUUAGAGCAUAAUUAAGCUUAAUUCAUUGAAAUUUUUAUGCUUUUCAUUAAAUUGAGCAUGGCUACUUGAAAUUUAAUUGAUUGUCCUGAUGAUUUGAAAGUGAUUGGUGAAUUAUGAUUUUUUUGUUAACUUCUUCCUGUUUUGUCUCCGAUGUGGUUAUGUUAUUAAUGAUCCUGCUAGUUGGGGUUAAAUGCUAGCACAUGUCGACAUGUUAUUGAUAGAACCAGUUCGUGCAAGUGUAGCCUGCCAGUGGGAGGUUUAAACACUGGCCAUGACCUAUAGAGGAGACGUCUAUUUCAUUCCCAUACUGUAUCCAUUUUUCGUGCUUACACUUGUUGGCAUGCUAUAAGUUUAAUAAAGGGCACUCCAUAUUUACUUACUGAGGUUAUCUCAUAGUUUUUCCUUGUCCACCAUUUCAGGAAGCGAAACCGAGGACGGGGAAACCACGGGAAGUGACGAGUUAGAAGGCUAGCCAUUUCGAGAUUGAUAUAGAUUUAGAUAUAAAUCAUGAUCUUGUAAACCAGAUUGUAUUUGGAGAUUUUAUGAUAUCAGAGAAAUUUUAAAAUUUGAUCUUCAGAUUUUGUGGUAUCAGAUUGUGAUAUGGUUAAGUUCCGAACCUUGUGCAUUUGUGGGACCCUCUCACAAAUGCACGGCUCCCACAAAUGCACAGCGUCUGUCGUGUCUCGAAUUUGGGUUUUGAGACGUGACAUUGGGUAUUGUUGAUUACAUGAGAAAAAUCUAAUUUGAGUUCGGAUCUUACUAAAAAACCAUCAUCUAG
This is a messenger RNA of Rubroshorea leprosula, 1478 nucleotides long. NCBI's taxonomy places the organism in Eukaryota, Viridiplantae, Streptophyta, Magnoliopsida, Malvales, Dipterocarpaceae. The record is from the annotation of a GenBank genome assembly.